UUCAUGAAUCAUCAUCAUCUUCUUCCCACUGAAUUGAAAAAAAAUAAAAUAAAAUCUGCUCAAUUCCCUAUGCUCAGAAGAGAUUUUGGAUGAGAGAGAGAGAGAAGGGUUUAAGUUUUCACGAGCUCUGAAUUCUGAUCACCGCCUUUGAGAAACCCUAGAAAAGCCGAUUGAUUGAAGGAGACAGAUGAAGAAUUUUGAGGAGUUAAAUAAUUUGUGUGCUGAGACGAGAGGGCAGUGGGUUUGGUGAGCUUUCACGUGCUCUGCUCUGCUCUGCUCACCUGAAUUAUCUUUCUAUUUCAGUGGUUCUGCUCUCGCCACAUCGCCUCCACCAAUCGCUUCUUCUGCCCUAGAUUUCUCUUUUUUUUUCCUUCCCCUCGAGAUGUUAACGUAGUCUUUUCGGGACUUGAGCAAUUGAUUCCAUUCGGAGUGGUAAUAGCCAGGAGAUGGAUCGGUCGGCGCUUACGGUUGGGCCGGGAAUGGACAUUCCGAUCAUGCACGACAGCGAUCGUUACGAGCUUGUGCGCGACAUUGGGUCUGGCAACUUUGGGAUUGCGAGAUUGAUGAGGGACAAGCAGACGGGGGAGCUCGUCGCCGUCAAGUACAUCGAGAGAGGUGAGAAGAUAGAUGAAAAUGUGAAGCGGGAGAUAAUAAACCACAGAUCUUUGAGGCAUCCUAACAUUGUCAGAUUCAAAGAGGUAAUCUUAACCCCAACCCAUCUGGCAAUUGUGAUGGAAUAUGCAUCUGGAGGAGAGCUCUUUGAGCGGAUCUGUAAUGCCGGACGGUUCAGUGAGGACGAGGCACGUUUCUUCUUCCAGCAACUUAUAUCAGGAGUCAGUUACUGUCAUGCUAUGCAAGUAUGCCAUCGUGAUUUGAAAUUGGAGAAUACAUUGUUGGAUGGAAGUCCUGCUCCUCGCUUGAAGAUUUGUGAUUUUGGAUACUCCAAGUCUUCUGUGCUGCAUUCACAGCCAAAAUCAACGGUUGGCACCCCUGCAUAUAUUGCACCUGAGGUGUUACUUAAGAAAGAGUAUGAUGGCAAGAUUGCAGAUGUGUGGUCCUGUGGGGUGACCUUAUAUGUCAUGUUGGUGGGUGCAUACCCCUUUGAGGACCCUGAGGACCCAAAAAACUUCCGUAAAACAAUUCAGCGAAUCCUGAAUGUACAGUACACAAUUCCCGAUUAUGUUCUUAUUUCUCCCGAGUGUCGCCAUCUGAUCUCUAGGAUUUUUGUUGCAGACCCAACCAAGAGGAUAACAAUUCCUGAGAUAAGGAACCAUGAGUGGUUUCUGAAGAAUCUUCCAGCUGAUCUUGUAGAUGAGAAGGCAAUGAAUAGCCAAUACGAAGAGCCUGAUCAACCUACGCAAACUAGUGAGGAAAUCAUGCAGAUAAUCGCCGAAGCUGGCCUUCCUGCUGCUGGGACACAGAGUCUCAACCAAUACCUUACUGGCAGCCUUGAUAUUGACGAUGACAUGGAGGAUGACCUAGAGACCGAUCCUGAUCUUGAUCUUGAUGUCGAUAGCAGUGGAGAGGUUGUCUAUGCAAUGUAAUUGUUAAACCUGCCAAAAGUUCAUAGGAUUGGACGGAGAGCAAGAACAGACUGUAGCACACUUGGACCAUGAAGGUUGGAGAGAUCCUUAUGCCUUCAGGUAGCGGACGGUUUGUCAAUAGAUUUGCAAAUCGAAUCGAGUCGAGGAUCCAUCUGUUCCUAUAUGGCUUGGGUUUGGGGUUUUAUUGGUCAACUUUUACAAAGUGUUUUCUGUAUAAUUUGUAUCACCACAUACACACGCACAACCCAUGCUCUACAGUUGUAUAUUUUCCGUAGCAAAAUAUUGGAACUGCUUGUCAAACCUUUGUUUGCAUCUCUGCAUCUAAUAAUAUAUCAAUAGUCAAAGGAAUGAGAA
Momordica charantia (bitter melon) is the source of this 1898-nucleotide messenger RNA. RefSeq names its product Protein kinase superfamily protein (gene OST1). Gene Ontology annotation, molecular function: protein serine/threonine kinase activity; ATP binding. Gene Ontology annotation, biological process: protein phosphorylation. Gene Ontology annotation, cellular component: nucleus. Lineage: Eukaryota; Viridiplantae; Streptophyta; Magnoliopsida; Cucurbitales; Cucurbitaceae. The record is from RefSeq and is a predicted model, not a curated record.